AUGUGGACAAGAUGGGAUAUAUCGGGCAUACCUUGUAGACAUGUUGUGGCUACCAUAUGGUUUAUGGCAACCAAUGGUAAGCAAGUUGGAUGUUUAGAAAGUUGGGUGAAUCCCUUGUAUAGGUUAGACAACUGGAAGAAGGUGUAUAGCUUCAAGGUCAACCCAAUCAGUGGCAUGUCUAUGUGGCCCAAGUUAAUGGUUCCUACAACUCUAAAGCCACCUAAACAUAAAAAACAAGCAGGUAGGCCUAAAAAAGCUAGGAGGAAGUCAGCUGUUGAAAUGGAGGAUAUGACAAAGGGUGGAAAGCUAUCAAAGAAAUACGCAGUUCAGACUUGUGGAAAUUGCAAGGGGAAAGGCCACAACAAGAGGUCAUGUUCAAAAAAACCAAGUGAGGGCGGUGCCAAAGUCAAGACUGCAGUUGUGUAA
Molecule: messenger RNA, 426 nt
Organism: Helianthus annuus (common sunflower)
Lineage: Eukaryota; Viridiplantae; Streptophyta; Magnoliopsida; Asterales; Asteraceae
Exons: 1
Coding region: 1-426 (141 amino acids)
Source: RefSeq, a predicted model, not a curated record